Molecule: messenger RNA, 655 nt
Organism: Amborella trichopoda
Lineage: Eukaryota; Viridiplantae; Streptophyta; Magnoliopsida; Amborellales; Amborellaceae
Product: thylakoid soluble phosphoprotein
Cellular component (GO): chloroplast
Source: RefSeq, a predicted model, not a curated record
ACACACUCCACACAACACGCAGCACUAACAAUUUGGCUCCAACCAAUCUCAACCGUCAGAUCUUGGCCCCAUCCGGCCCAGAUCCUCUCAACCCACUAUCCCCAAUAUACAAAGAGUCUCACUCCUUCCCCCUCAUCUCUCAUCACUUCUCUCUUUUAUCUCUCAUCAACCAUUUCUCACGCUUCUUACAAUCCAUUUCUCUAAAACACAACCAAGCUCAAGAAGAAGCCAUUAAUGGCCACUCUUCCUAUCACUUUCAGGCCCCCAAUUGGACGAGUUCAUGCCACAGCUGCCUCAAAAUCUAGUAGUGGAGGUGAAGAGAAAGGUCUCUUUGAUUGGAUUACUGCGAAAUUACAGAAAGAGGACCAAUUCUAUGAGACCGAUCCAAUUUUGAAGAAGGUCGAGGAGAAGAAUGGCGUCGGAAAGAAGAAUUCGGUGACGAUCCCAUCACCAAAGAAAGAGGGUGGGUUCGGCGGCUUUGGAGGGCUUUUCGCAAAGAAAUGAUGCGAAGAUUCAAUCCUUCUGAAUAUUCAAAAUCCUGUUUUAUGUGAAGAGCAUUAUGCUUGGUUGGGCCUCUGCAUUUCUUUCAAAUCUCUUCCUUUCGGUUUUAUUUAAAAAAUCUUGCAAUUAUAAACUUUUAAUUUAUGUUGGCCAA